Geodia barretti is the source of this 1239-nucleotide messenger RNA. The record is from the annotation of a GenBank genome assembly. NCBI's taxonomy places the organism in Eukaryota, Metazoa, Porifera, Demospongiae, Tetractinellida, Geodiidae.
AUGCGGCGUAUCUGGCCCCGUUGGCAUGCUAAAUGGUCACGGCUAUCUUCGCAUCUCAAUGAGUCUAUCUCCGGCAUCCGUGUCGUAAAAGCCUUCGCGCAGGAAGACCGAGAGGCGAUGCGCUUCAAUACGCGGAACGAGGAACUGUGGGCUGUGAGUGUUACCGGUGAACGAAACUGGCACAUCUUUUUCGCUGUGAUGAAUUUCCUCCUCGGUUUCGGGAUGUUCUUCAUCUGGUACUUUGGCGGAAUGCAGAUUUUACGCGAGGAGCUAACAUACGGCAUACUCUUGGCAUUUACUCGUUAUCUCUGGCAACUCUAUCGCCCUUUGCAGUUCUUCAGUCAAAUCAAUAACUUUAUAACCCGUGCAUUCGCCGGUGCCGAACGGAUUUUCGAGAUUCUUGAUACACGGUCUGAGUUAUCUGAGGAUCCAGAGGCGACCCCCAUGCCCCAAAUGGAAGGGCGGGUGGCUUUCAAGGAUGUCACAUUCGGCUAUGAUCCGGGCAAACCAGUUCUCAACGAGAUUAACCUUGAUGUGAAACCGGGCGAGAUGAUCGGAUUGGUGGGCAAAUCUGGGGUGGGAAAAAGCACCAUGAUCAACCUGAUUUGUCGGUUCUACGAUGUGAAUCGCGGCAGCAUAAAUAUCGAUGGCGUGGAUAUACGGAAGAUUCGUUUGGAAGAUCUACGCCGCCAUAUCGGCAUGGUCCAUCAAGAUAUUUUCCUCUUCGACGGCACAAUCGCCGAAAAUAUCGGUUACGGUAAGCCGGGAGCGACCUUGGAUGAGAUCGUCAACGCAGCGAUUGCAGCAGAAGCGCAUGAAUUCAUCUCCAUCAAACCGGACGGGUAUGACACGAAGGUGGGUGAGCGCGGGGGGCAACUCUCCGGCGGCGAAAAGCAACGAAUCGCCAUCGCACGGGCGGUUUUGCACGACCCGAAGAUCCUGAUCCUCGACGAAGCGACCUCUUCGCUUGACAGUGCCACGGAGAAAAAGAUUCAAGCAGCCAUCGCCCGGUUAGUCAAAGGGCGAACAACCUUUGCAAUUGCACACAGGCUCUCCACCCUGUACAACGCGGAUCGGCUAAUUGUAUUGGAUGACGGUAAGGUUGCGGAGGUCGGGACACACGAAGAACUGAUGGAUCGGAAGGGGAUCUUUUAUAACCUUGUCCAUACGCAGCAACAAACAUCGGCAAUCGUGGCGGUCGGUGGUGGCAAGGAUGACCCAUCUCAGGACGGGCGAUAA